This is a messenger RNA of Colletotrichum godetiae, 1979 nucleotides long. RefSeq names its product fatty acid desaturase. The transcript has 3 exons. Gene Ontology annotation, biological process: lipid metabolic process. Lineage: Eukaryota; Fungi; Ascomycota; Sordariomycetes; Glomerellales; Glomerellaceae. Bases 326 to 1681 code for a protein of 451 amino acids. The record is from RefSeq and is a predicted model, not a curated record.
CAGCGCAAGCGAAACAGAAACGCGACAUGGGUUGAAGAGAUUGGGUACCCGUAAUAAAGCACUGGUCACCUCCUUUAACGGCAUCGUGUCUUCCCACUUUUUUAUUUUGGAUUCUUUCCCCGUUUUGAAGCCCCUAAGAAAAUCCCUUUCCUACCUGUCCUCGUCCAGAUUCAAAUGGGUUGAGCAGACGGGAUUUCAUUUGUUUGACCGCGACUCCUCCUUCUCUUUCCGUUCUUCCGCCUCUCGAUACACUCCUUUUCAUCGCGCGGGGCCUUGGCAAUUGAGAUUUGAGAUCCGCGACUUUUGUUCCAAAUCCACACAUGCAAUGAGUAAUCUCAUCGUCGCCCCAGACCUGACGGUUCACGAUACUAUCGUUCUGCAGAACCUUAUCGACGACAUCGAACGCUACGACGACAAGCAUCUCGCACCCACCGAUGGCGACGAGGGGUAUGCCAGUCAGGAAUCCUUGGGUGAGAAGUCUAAGGAUGAUGAACCCUGCCGCGGAGUUUCAGCCCAGAGAGACACCAAGGACAUCCGCAAGCUGAAGGGCCUAAACGACGCAACAAGCCAAGAUUUUGAGCCGUCCGUUUUCUCAUCAUUCGACCUGCGCGACCUCCCCCACAAGCUCCCAGCCGCCAUCUAUCAAAAUGUCGUCGUCCCCUACGUCGCCUGGGGGCGCAAAAUCGUUCGUCACGAGACAGACGUCAUCAUGCUCACGCACCUCAUCCUCUACUUCACCCUCUCAGUACCGAGCGCCAUCAUGCUCUUCCGGAACUUCAACUACAUCCACGGCGUUGUGCACAUGAUCAUGCAGUUCUGGUUCACCGGCACAUACACCCUCAUGAUGCAUCAGCACAUCCACAUGAACGGCAUCCUCUCCAAGAACUGGUCCGUCUUGCGCUUCUUCGACGCCGCGUUCCCCUACAUUACCGACCCGCUCAUGGGCCACACCUGGAACACGUACUUCUACCACCACGUCAAGCACCACCACGUCGAGGGCAACGGGCCCCACGAUUUAUCGUCCACCAUCCGCUACCAGCGCGACGAUAUCUUCCACUUCUUGCACUACGUUGGCCGCUUCAUCUUCCUGGUCUGGUUUGACCUGCCGCGGUACUUCUUCCGCAAGGGCCAGACAAAGAACGGCCUCAAGACGGGAUUCUGGGAGCUCGGCAACUACGCCUUCCUGUACACCAUGUACUGUCUCCACAGCAAGGCGACGACCUUCGUCUUCCUCGGGCCCCUCGCGCUCAUGAGGUUGGGUCUGAUGGUCGGUAACUGGGGUCAACACGCCUUCGUCGAUGCCGACGAGCCGGAUUCGGACUUCCGCUCCAGCAUCACCCUAAUUGAUGUACCGAGCAAUCGCUACUGCUACAACGAUGGAUACCACACAUCGCAUCACCUCAACCCCCGCCGUCACUGGCGCGAUCACCCCACGUCCUUCCUGCAGCAGAAGAAGACCUAUAUCCGCGAAAAGGCGCUCGUUUUCCACAACAUCGACUACCUCAUGGUGACGGUCAAGCUGCUUCAGAAGGACUACCUCCACCUGGCAAAGUGCCUGGUGCCGGUCGGCGAGCAGAUUGCCAUGACGAUGGAGGAGCGCGCGACGAUGUUGCAGCGGCAUACGAGGAAGUUUGAGGAGGCUGAGAUCCGGGAAAAGUUCCGGGACUAUAAGACCAAAUGAGGAGGUCAAGUCCUGUCCUUUUCCUUUCCCUUUUCCUAAGACACGGCUUUUGGCACUUGAGUCGUGCCGGGAUAUUGAGGACCCUAGAGGAGGAAUGUAAUUCUUCCCGGCGGGGCUCUCACAUGAGCGUGUCAGCAUUUCUUCCUUUCCAUUGCAUACAUGGCGCAAGCGAAUUCUGAAUAGCAACAAAAAAAAAGAUCCGAUUAGACGAUAGACAAAAACCAAUGUCUUGAGGGGCAUACAAUAGAUUUGAGAGACUCUUCAGCCCUGCUGAGGCUUUUGAGCCAUGCACAAAUGC